UCAGCCACUUGGUACAUUCUGCAGCCGAAGUCCCAGUCAGCUCUGCCGGAGCCAGACAGCCGGAGUUACGCUCGUGGCCGGUGGAGUCCCCGAGCUGGACCACUCCCUGGGAAGAUGAGAAGGCGCUUGGGAGCGGCGGGAGUAUUCACGGCCGAUCUGCUGUGAGAGAGAGAGAGAGCCCUUCUGGCCGGGAAGGCCGUAGAGACUAUCCAGGCGACCCAACGCGUAGUUGCCCAAGCGAUGUCAGGACCCGAACCCCAUCACGGUCACAGCCGGAGACUGCCUUCUGACAUUGAAAACGGACAGCGGGGGCUGGACCCUGAGCAGAAGCAACAACAGCAACUUAAACUUUGGGAAAGGCAGAGAUUCUUUGAAGAAGUUUUCCAGCAUGAUGUUGAUUUCUUCUUCCCAGUAUCACACCUGCAGAUAGAACAUAGGAGACCUCCCCUAGGUAGCAUUUCUUCCAUGGAGGUCAAUGUGGACAUGCUGGAACAGAUGGACAUGUUGGAUCUCUCUGACCAAGACACUGUUGAUGUAUUUCUUAGCUGUGGGACAGAGGACAACAACAAUGUAGCUACCCUAUUGCCAGAUUCUAACCCCUUCCAGGAAGAUAUUUCUCUGCAAGUGCCCAAUACAGUUGAAAUCAAAUCACGAAUUUCGUCCACAUCGUCUGCCUCUACAGACCUGAAUAGCCUGGACACCAGUGAAGAAGGUGCUGAGACUCCUGUGGUGCAGUCAGAUGAGGAAGAAUUGGAGCAAGAUGGGUCUGAAGAACUAGAGAGCAAGAGCUAGCUGCUAUACGGACCCUGCCAGCAUGAAAUUAUGAACAUGACUGGAUCGUUCCGAUUCCCACUGUGUAAAACCCACAGAAACUCCCUGUCCAAUUGUUGUACUUGGGGAAGAUUCAAGAUAAUCCUUCCUCCUGCAGGAUAGUCAAUGCAUGGAUAAGGCAACAGAAGAGGGAGAAUAGGGUGAGGCACGGGUGCCACAGAAUUAAAAUAGAAUUUAACUCUCCAUCUUUUUAUGCAUACAGUAAUGCUUCUGCUUCUCUCACACGAGGACUCAGUUUGCUACAAGGCUACAAAGAUUUAAAGCGAGACCUCUGUGCAAACUGAUAGGCUCCCUAAUCCUAACACAUAUACACACAAACAUGAAUGCAGCAUGUCUUUAAUUGUAACAUAAUAGAAAAUUACAUUCCUUUCAAACAAUCAGCUGGGAUGACGUGUGUUAUUGGGAAAGGAACAAUGAGGCUACCUGGAUAGGAAAGAUGGAAAAGGAAUGGCUGAAAGACGGUGCAACUAAAAUGAUUUGAAAGGUUCUUGGAAUGAAUCAGAUUUUUAUUAACUUCUUCAUUCAUCUGAUUUUUACAUCCUUAUGUUGCAAAUGAACAGCAGGUACCAUAAAGCCCAGGAAGAGCUCAGGAGGAGGACAAUGGGUCUUAAAGAAAAGCUACACAGUCAGGACAGUCCUUAGAAAAACUUUCUUUGAACCUCCAUAUUGAAUACCUCAGUAGCAAAGUAAACUUUAAUUGCUCUCUCAUAAGUUUUAAAGUAGUCCAAUUAUUUCUAUGAUGAAAACAUCUUCUCCAUUUCCCCCAAUCAUUCUUAUUUUGUUUGAUGGGAGAGAAAUGGCUUUCAGAACUUUUUCCAAGGCAGAAGAACAUUUUGUAGAUUUCUCAUGGCUGUGGUGCUGCAUCUUUAUAUUUACCUUAGUUGUAAAGUGCCUAAAAGGUACUUAUGUGUGCUCUACCUUUCAUUCCACAGUCAUGUCUCCCAGUCUCUGGCAUCUCAGUCUUCAGUUAUAUUGGUCAAAGUCAAAUCAGACAAAAGAUUGCCAAAGAAAACUCCUUCCAUGGAGCUUUCAGAUUAAGAAGAAGGAGUAGCCAAAGAGGCUGUGGAAUGAUGCAGAUACAGAUAAUAGGAGACAAAAAGAAUUACUGACUGCCUCUUUAUAAAAUUAAUUACACUGAUAGAAUAUUUGUAGUUUAAGAUUGAAUUGUGGUCCUUGGUGUUCUCUGAGCUUUGUGGUUUUCCAGCAGACAUUUCAAUACCAAACUAAGUAACAUCAUCAGUGUUAAAAUAUUUACACUAAAAAUGGUCUCAAAAAAAAUAUCCCUGGCUUGAGGCAGAUAGAAUGAGGCAGAACAACAGAAGACUCUUUCUCUGGGAGAAGGAAGCUUUGUGGAAAUUGGAGGACAUUUUGGCAUUUAAACUUUGCUUUCUUUUUGAUAUAUUAUAGAGAACCUGUCCCCUUCAUUUAAUAGAUAUAUAAUUUUUAUUAGCACUUUUCACAUUAUUAAAAGAUAAAUAUAAGAAUAAUACAAUGAGAGAUCAACAAAAAAGAAAAGAUAAAAGUGUGAAAGAUAGUACAGAUAAAAAAAAGAAAAUAUAUAUAAAGAAUCUCCUUUAGAGCAAUUACAAACUUAUUGUCUCUUUCCUCUUUAAAAUUAUCUUAUACAAUUCUCUUCCUGUAUUUUUUUUAUUUAUUUUUAUUCCACCUUUAUAUUAUUUUUAUAAAUAUUCAACACUUUUUAUUCAGCAAAUCCAAAAAUCAUUUUUUUUUCAUUUUCAGCAUAAAGUCCCUAUUCCAGUCUUAUACAUACAUACAUACAUACAUACGUACGUACGUACGUACAUACAUAUUAAAAAAACUUGUUUUAUCCCUUAUCAAAAAACUUAGUUUUGUCAUUACCACCAAUUCUGCCAUUUUCCCAAUCCAUUUCUCCAUUAUAGGUAUUUCAGUAUUUUUCCAAUUUGGGGAAUUUAAUUGUUUAGCUGCAGUUAUCAUAUAUCAAAUCUAUAAAUCUUUUCUAAUUGGUUAUCCAUAAGUGCUAGUUUUAUUUGAAUAUUAGGCUUUAAAAUUCUUUAUAUCAUUAUAUGUAUUUGUAUACUUUUUUUUGUUUUUGCUUUUUCACAAGUCUGCUAUGCAUGGCAAAAUGGCCCUUCAUGUUUUUCACAUUCCAGCAUGAGUUAGAGGUACCUUUAUACAGGAGCAUCUGUUCCUUAAAAUAUUGCUGAAUCACUGUUUUGUAGCUAAUGAGAAGAGUUGCUGGAAAUUUCAUUUUGGCAAAGCUGGAGGCCAAGAGGUUCCCUACCACUGAUGUGUAAUAGCCACCUGUGAAGGAUGCACGAGAUGAGUUUCAGAAAGUUCCUAGUAAAAUCUCACCACCAAUAUGAACCAGAGAGUUAGCUGCUGCAUCACUACACCUCUUUUCCAAAACCUUCCUACUUCCUUACUAUGGGAACAAUAAUACUGAAAAAUAUAUUGGUUGCAGUAUCGAAUUCUAUAGUUUUAAGAAAUUGGUACAGCAUCUCUUCUUUUUGUAUUAUGUUUUUUAAUGUAAUUGCUUUCAUCCAAUAUAGGUUUUAGAGGUGGCCCACCUCAGUGGGAAGUUUCGGGAAAAAGAUCCGAGAAGAUAUAUGUACAUAAAGUGCUUUGAAUAUUAAAUGCUAAAUAGUUUCACUAUCAUUUUUUAUUUUAUUUUAGUGAUUAGGGUCAACUCAGAAUUAUGGAUAUGUUUAGUAGAUAAGUUAGUAGUUUGGGAAAGGAUAAUGCUCUUCAUAAAACAUGCUGGAGAUCAUAACAAUAUGCUAGAUUAGGCUAAAGUGAAUAAUUUAUGGUUCACUAUUCAUGGGAACCAUGCCACUUUCUUAGCAAGUUAUGUGGAUCAGGCUACACUUCACCCCUUCAGCUGAAGGGAAUUCAGGCAGCAGGACAAAUCAGAACUUAUGACUCUACUGUCAAUGGAGACAGUUUGUAGGGGUUUCCUCCACUGUGCUGUAGGACUGAAGAUACAGAUAGUCUUCAACCAUAAUUGAGCCCAGAAUUAUGGUCAUAAAUCCUUGCAAUCAUUAAGCAGGACACCAUGUGACAAGACCAAAUUUUACAACAUUUUUGUGCAGGCGUUACAUGAACCCAGUGGUUGUUAAGUGAAUGCUGCAGUCAUUAAUAUGCCGCCCUGAGUCCCUUGGGAUUGGGCGGCAUAUAAAUUUUAGAAAUAAAUAAAUAUUUUUUUUAGAAAUAAAUAAAUUAAACAAAUCCAUUAUAUCCAAUGGAUGGUGUUUGCUAAAAACAAAGUAAAUGCCAGAAACCAGCAAAAACAUCAAAAAUUGCAGUCAUGUAACCACAGGAUGUGCAAACAGCCACAAAGGUGAGCCAGUUGCUAAGGAGACAAAAUGUGAUUUUGACUUGGGGGGGGCAGCUAUUGUAAGUUCAAAAUUGGGUGGUUAGUACUUUUGGGGGGAGGUUCCAUUGCAACUUUGAACAGUCACUUAAGCGAACAGUCAUAAGUCAAGGACUACCUGUGAUGUAAAAAUAAACCUUGCCUGAAAACGUUACAAGUUCAGUGACAUGUCAAACUUUUAAUAUCCUACAUGCUGAAACAUUUAAGAGUAAAUUAGUAGCAGAUUUAGUAGCAAAACCACUGUGAGAGAUGGAACUAUAGUAUUCAUCUGAAUGAGAACAUUUGCAGUUUGGGGCAUAUUGUUAAAUUCCCAUUUCCAUUAGCCCCAGCCAGCAUAGAGAAUGGACAGCCUUAGGAGUCUCUGUGGGGGAAGAAGUUUAAGAAAACAUCAAGGUGGGGGCUGCAUGACCAGAGCUCCGCUCCAUUUUUAUAUGUGCAAAAGAGGUGAGGCUUCAAAUCUUGUGGUUGUGGUUGCCAUCUCGACUACUUUUAUUCCCCUUGUGUAAAUGCCUCUGAACAAUAACAAUAGCCAUUGUAGUCUAUAAGGAUUUGGCAGUCCCACAGGACAGACUGAUUAUGGAAUGUUUCAAUAUUCCUGAUACUUAAUUCAUCUGUUUUUAUUUGUUGACAACCUCACUCUGUGAAAUUGCUGACUUUGUGGACAGAGUCCUGCCUGUAGCUCUUAGUCAAUUGGUUGGAUUAAUCCAUUAAAACAUGAUGACUGAUUGAAAAA
Molecule: messenger RNA, 4916 nt
Organism: Crotalus tigris (Tiger rattlesnake)
Lineage: Eukaryota; Metazoa; Chordata; Lepidosauria; Squamata; Viperidae
Gene: DBNDD2
Product: dysbindin domain containing 2
Exons: 4
Coding region: 241-792 (183 amino acids)
Biological process (GO): negative regulation of protein kinase activity
Cellular component (GO): cytoplasm
Source: RefSeq, a predicted model, not a curated record